Molecule: messenger RNA, 2007 nt
Organism: Fusarium graminearum PH-1
Lineage: Eukaryota; Fungi; Ascomycota; Sordariomycetes; Hypocreales; Nectriaceae
Exons: 10
Coding region: 1-2007 (668 amino acids)
Biological process (GO): isoprenoid biosynthetic process
Molecular function (GO): prenyltransferase activity
Source: RefSeq, a predicted model, not a curated record
AUGGACUUCACAUACCGCUAUUCGUUCGAGCCUACGGACUAUGACACUGACGGUCUCUGUGAUGGUGUUCCGGUCCGUAUGCACAAGGGUGCAGACUUGGACGAGGUUGCCAUCUUCAAAGCUCAGUAUGACUGGGAGAAGCAUGUUGGUCCUAAGCUGCCCUUCCGGGGUGCAUUGGGGCCAAGACACAACUUCAUCUGUCUUACUCUGCCGGAGUGCUUGCCUGAGAGACUAGAGAUUGUGUCUUAUGCCAAUGAGUUUGCCUUCCUUCACGAUGAUAUUACUGAUGUCGAGUCAGCUGAGACGGUUGCCGCUGAGAACGAUGAGUUCCUUGAUGCCCUUCAACAAGGUGUUAGAGAAGGUGACAUCCAGAGCCGUGAGUCCGGAAAGCGUCAUCUCCAGGCUUGGAUCUUCAAGUCCAUGGUGGCCAUUGACCGUGAUAGAGCUGUGGCCGCUAUGAACGCUUGGGCCACCUUUAUCAACACAGAGCUACAGAUGUCGGUUACAUCCAUCAUGUCCGUGACUUUGACAAACGACAUCUGGUCAUAUGGCAAAGAAGCAGAGGCAGCUGAGAAAUCCGGCAAGCCCGGAGAUUUUGUCAACGCUCUCGUUGUUCUGAUGAGAGAGCACAACUGCUCCAUUGAAGAAGCUGAGCGUCUCUGCAGAGCGCGAAACAAGAUCGAAGUAGCCAAGUGUCUCCAAGUCACAAAAGAGACACGAGAGCGAAAAGAUGUUUCACAAGAUCUCAAAGACUACCUCUACCAUAUGCUGUUUGGUGUCAGUGGAAAUGCGAUCUGGAGCACUCAGUGCCGAAGAUAUGACAUGACAGCGCCUUACAACGAAAGACAGCAGGCCAGACUCAAGCAGACCAAGGAUGAGCUUACUUCCACAUAUGAUCCUGUUCAGGCUGCCAAGGAGGCCAUGAUGGAGUCUACUCGUCCUGAGAUCCACAGACUGCCUACUCCCGAUAGUCCCAGGAAGGAGAGCUUUGCUGUUCGUCCUUUGGUGAAUGGCAGUGGACAAUACAAUGGCAACAAUCACAUCAAUGGAGUCUCCAAUGAAGUUGACGUGCGUCCUUCUAUUGAGAGACAUGCCUCAACCAAGCGAGCUACUUCAGCUGAUGACAUCGACUGGACGGCACAUAAGAAGGUUGAUAGUGGGGCUGACCACAAGAAGACCCUGUCCGAUAUCAUGCUGCAAGAGUUGCCUCCUAUGGAAGACGAUGUCGUCAUGGAACCAUACCGAUAUCUGUGUUCUCUUCCCUCAAAGGGAGUUAGAAACAAGACCAUUGACGCUCUUAACUUCUGGCUCAAGGUUCCUAUUGAGAAUGCAAACACCAUCAAGGCCAUCACUGAAAGCCUUCAUGGAUCAUCACUUAUCCUGAUUAGCCAGCUUAGAAGCCCUAAGGCUUUGAACAUCUUUGUUGAUGAGAUUCGACAACUUUUCAUCGGUCAGGCUUACGAGCUCCAGUGGACCUCUAACAUGAUUUGCCCACCUUUGGAGGAGUAUUUGCGAAUGGUUGACGGAAAAACUGGCGGGUUAUUCCGUCUUCUCACUCGUCUCAUGGCUGCUGAGUCCACUACUGAGGUAGAUGUUGACUUUAGCCGUCUGUGCCAGCUUUUUGGUCGCUACUUCCAGAUCCGAGACGAUUACGCCAACCUCAAGCUCGCAGACUACACCGAACAAAAGGGUUUCUGUGAAGACCUUGACGAGGGCAAGUUCUCACUCCCUCUCAUCAUUGCCUUCAACGAGAACAACAAGGCCCCCAAAGCCGUAGCUCAACUGCGCGGCCUCAUGAUGCAGCGCUGUGUCAACGGCGGCCUCACCUUUGAACAGAAGGUGCUAGCACUGAAUCUCAUUGAGGAGGCUGGUGGAAUUUCGGGCACGGAGAAGGUGCUGCACUCACUUUAUGGUGAGAUGGAGGCUGAGCUGGAAAGGUUGGCUGGUGUCUUUGGGGCGGAGAAUCAUCAGCUUGAGCUUAUUCUGGAGAUGCUGCGUAUAGAUUAG